Molecule: messenger RNA, 2364 nt
Organism: Rotaria sp. Silwood1
Lineage: Eukaryota; Metazoa; Rotifera; Eurotatoria; Philodinida; Philodinidae
Source: the annotation of a GenBank genome assembly
AUGUCACAAAAAUAUGUCCAAACACUAUGGACUAAUACUCAAAUUCAAUUAUCACGUUUACUUACAUCUGAAGUAUUUGGUCCGAAAGGUUUCGAUAGUAAGCGUAAAGCUAACGAUUACGUACGUCAAUUGUUUAUUAAAUAUAAUGAUAUUAUGAAAAAGCUCGAUGAAAUCUAUCAAACAUUAAUUCAUCCACAAAAACGUUUAAUUAUACGUAUUUUACUUGAUGGUAUUGUUGGACGAUUAAUAGAACUAAAACAAGAAAUGAUCAAAUUUGAUUGUUGUGAAUAUACAUAUUUUGAAGAUUUGGCACUUGAUCAGAAUAAAACAUUAGAUGACUUAUGUAUUGAAAUACCUCGUUAUUUUGCUGAAGAUCGUUUUAAAGCAAUAGAACAACGAAAUCAUACUAUAAGAAUGAUUCUUGAUCGUCUAGAACAAUCAAAAAAUGAUCUUUCCAUAAAAUCUUCAUUUGAUUCUUUAUUAACAUUAAAAACUUAUCAAACUAAUGUAAUUCCAUUAGCUACUGUUCUACAUGUUCUUCAAGCACAUGAACGUGCUCGUCAAGGUCGUGUACAUGCAUAUUUUAUGCGCCAAAUGAAAAAUGAAUUAAAAACUAAAGAAAUGAAGUCACUUAAUGAUAAUAAUCUCGGUGAUAGUUGUCUUAUUAUUCAAACAAUAUGGAGACAAAAAUAUGCUGAAAAACUAUUUGAUAGAAAAAAGACUGAAAAUGCAAAAUUGUUAGGCAUGAUUUUACCUCGAAGAAAACUACAAAUUGAUAAUAGUUUCGAUGGUAAAGAUAAGAAGAGACGUGAUUUACAAUUGCAACAUCAUCAACAAUUCGAUGAAGCGUCGAAUUAUAUCAAGCAAAAAAUUCGUCAAUAUGAGGAAACUGAAGUUAAAUCACGUAUGGAACAUGUUCUUAUUCAAUGGUUACUAGAAUCACGACAACUCUAUGGUCAAUUUCCUAUUUAUCCAUCAAAUGAACUGAAUGGUUCAGCUACACUUUUCAAAGAAAUGACAAUAGCUGAAGUUCAAGAAUUUGUCGACAAGAAACAAACUAUGAACGCAUUAGAAUCAUCAAAAUUCAUUCCUGUUAUUAAUGAUCAAAUGAAUAUCUAUAAAGAAUUAUUCUAUGAACGAGAUGAAUCAUAUAAUAAAGAACAACAUUAUGAUACAUUAUUAGCUAUAGAUGAUUUUCGACCUGAAGUUGAAAAUGAAAUAAGACAUGAUGUUGAUAGUAUUCUUCGUAAUGAAUUAAUCUAUUUGAAAUUAGCAAUUGAUAAUGUCGAAGAUAAACAAACAAAAAAAUUAAAAAAGAAAAAAAAAAGAAAAAAACGAAGUAAAAAAGUUAAAGAUAUUGUUGCUAAUAGAACAAAUGAUUCGAUCUUUGAAGAACUUGUUGAAACAGGUAUUAUUUUACCUACAAAAUCAGUUCAUCAGCAAGACUUUAUUGGUGAUUAUCAAUAUUUAACUGAAAUAAUGCGUUAUAAUGAAAAAGAACCAAUGCCAUCUUUACUCGAUUGUCAACAACUUGUCAUUCUACAAAUUAUUUUUCCUCUUUGCUCACAAAACGUUCAUCUUAGCAUACCACCACGUAAAGCCGUUCUUCUUGCUGGGCCACGUGGUAGUGGCAAAGAAUUACUUGUACAUAUUGCAUGUAAUGAAUUGGGUGGUCUUUUGCUGGAUCUAUCACUAGCAAAUAUUGCCAAAUCAUUUAAUACAGCUGGUGGCCUCAAAGUACUCUUUGCAAUGAUUAAACGGCUGGUAUUAACGAUGCCUCCAGUUCUUUGUAUGAUACGUGAUACAGAAGUACUUUUCUCAAAAAAACUAACACCACAAGAAAAAGCAUUUGAACCAAGUCGAUUCAGACGUACAAUAGGUAAAUUUAUUAAAAAAAUUAAACCUGGCCAACGUAUUAUGUUUAUUGGUACAUCAUGUCAACCAUAUCGUGCUCGAAUAAAACCAUUGUUACAAAUCUAUGAACAUAUUAUUCUAUUUCCACGACCAAAUUAUGGAUCAAGACGCAAAAUUUUUUAUGAAACUUUAAUUGAGAAAUAUAACAUGAAUAUCAAUGAUGUUGAAUUAAGUAUAUUAGCAUCAAUAUCAGAUGGCUAUACAGUUGGACAAAUUCUUGAAACAAUUGAUAAAGUAAUCAACUUCAAACAUGAAAAUAAAUACUCCAAUAAGAUCUGUACAGCAAAUGAUUUUAUUUCUAUACUUGGUACAAAGAUUCCCAUUUUUAUUGAUGAAGAAAAUAAAAUUAAAAAUUGGUAUGCUCAAACAGAAAAUGGUAUUAAACGUUUGAAUGAAAAAACUCAAACAUCAACAAUAUCAAAGAAAACUUCAUUAAAAAAAUCAAGUUAA